Cuscuta campestris is the source of this 1567-nucleotide messenger RNA. NCBI's taxonomy places the organism in Eukaryota, Viridiplantae, Streptophyta, Magnoliopsida, Solanales, Convolvulaceae. The record is from the annotation of a GenBank genome assembly.
CACGACGAGCUCAUUUCUAGAGGGGGAGAACACAACGGCGGCGUGUACGCCAACCUCUUAAAUUGCAGGAAGUUGCUCACGAAACUGCCAUGAACAAUGCGAGGAAGAGUAGCGCGAGGCCUUCUAGUGCUAGGAACUCCCUGAGCUCCCCAAUCAUGACCAGGAACUCCUCCUACGGUCGCCUCUCCGAUUUCUCCACUUCUGACUUCACCUUCUCUCUGAAUGCUCCUCACCACCAGAAGAAACUCGCGUUCAAGGAACAAGCGAGUUCCUUCUGGAGGCUCGCAAAGAUGAACUCUCCCGAAUGGGUUUACGCUCUAGUGGGGUCCAUCGGCUCCGUCGUCUGCGGGUCCCUCACCGCACUAUUUGCAUACGUUCUCAGUGCUGUUCUCAGCGUGUACUACAACCCGGAAGACCACGCUUACAUGACUACACAGAUCUCAAAAUACUACUGCUACCUAAUGAUUGGCGUCUCCUCUGCUGCCCUGGUUUUCAACACGCUCCAGCAUUUCUUCUGGGACGUAGUUAGUGAAAACCUGACGAGGCGGGUCCGGGAGAAGAUGCUGGCCGCGGUGCUGAAAAAUGAGAUGGCGUGGUUUGACCGGGAAAAGAAUGAGAGUUGUAGGGUGGUGUCGAGGCUUGUGUUGGACGCGAGCAAUGUCCGGUCGGCGAUCGGGGACAGAAUCUCGCUCAUCAUGCAGAACUCCACCCUCAUGGUGGUUGCGUCCACGGUGGCGCCUAUCCCUGGUUCUGAUCGCGCCCAUGAGAAGGGGACGCAGCUCGCUGGAGAAGCGGUGGCGAAUGUCCGGACUGUUGCUGCUUUCAAUUCAGAAGCGGAAAUGGUGGUCCUUUAUGCUUCUAAUCUCCAGAGGCCGCUCCGGCGGUGCUUCUGGAAGGGACAGAUCGCCGGGAGUGGGUAUGGGUUAGCCCAAUUCUUACUCUAUGCUUCCUAUGCUCUUGGUCUCUGCGAAGCCGAGAUAAUCGAGGCGGCAACCUUGGCGAAUGCCCACAAGUUUGUGUCGGCGUUGCCGGACGGAUACAAAACAUUCGUUGGGGAGAAUGGGGUUCAACUCUCGGGAGGACAGAAGCAAUGGAUAGCCAUCGCACGUGCUUUCAUGAAGAAGAGGGCAGAGGUGGUUCUGUUGGACGAGGCAACGAGCGCGCUCGAUGCAGAGUCCGAACGGUGCAUGCAGGAGGCGUUAGACCGCGUGUGCGCGGGGAAGACAGCGAUCGUUGUUGCACACAGGUUGUCCACCGUCAGAAAUGCUCACGUCAUCGCGGUGAUUGAUGAGGGGAAGGUGGCGGAGCAGGGGUCCCACUCUCACCUGCUGAAGCAUCACUCCGACGGGGUUUACGCUCGGAUGAUUCAGCUACAACGGUUCAGUCAAGGUGAAGUCGCGAGUAUGGCAAAUAGCUCAACGUCUAGCCACGAGUAUGGCAACUAGCUCAACGUCUGCUCCUUCCUGCGGGGAGGAUAAUCAAGACUGAUAAUGGGAAGAAAAAGGGUGGAUAUUGAUUCAGGGCAUGGAGAUCAAAAUAUGAAAUCCAAGAAAUGUGGAGUAUUAUU